Molecule: messenger RNA, 540 nt
Organism: Ylistrum balloti
Lineage: Eukaryota; Metazoa; Mollusca; Bivalvia; Pectinida; Pectinidae
Exons: 1
Coding region: 1-540 (179 amino acids)
Source: RefSeq, a predicted model, not a curated record
AUGACCUCAGAUAGGCUGGAAACAGAUAAAAGAAAGACACACAGCGCUGAGAACAAACCAACACAACGACCUUCUAUACACAAAUACAUCUCUCCGGCGGAGUUCAAAAUGAGAGUUCUCCGGAAACUUACGUCUGUUGACAAUAACCCCGACAACAAGUCACUGACCAAGUUUCAGCGACAGGACAGUGACAGAACUCUCAAAGCGUCAAUAGUGUUUCCGAACGGCGAUGUUGGCACGCUUAUAUCAUAUGAAAAAAUGGACAGCACAAAACCAGAGUCUUCCGAACAUGAGUUACCAAACAUGAAUGUUGAAGAGGAGGUGAUUUCUCGUAAACACGAGCGGCCGUUACGACUUCCGCCCAUCAUAUUGCCGCCUAUCUAUUCCACAAAGCCUCUUCCUGUGUUAUCACGUGACUUUAGCUUGCCAUCUGAUCCUCCGACGCCGAUGUCGGACGAUGGCUGGGAAGAACUCCAAGAAUGUCGGUACCUUCGUUUAUACUCCCCUCGGAAGUACCGUUCCAAUUCCAUACCCGCCUAA